AUAGCUAGGAGCGCACAAUAAUAUCAAUCAUGCUCCUUGUGUUGAGCUUGCCCUUUCUUUCUUUUCAUCUUUAACCAAUACUAUUCUAAUUCUUCUUCAUUAUUUUAGGAUCUAUUCUCGAACUUCUUAGUUCUCUCCAUUUACCUCCCUCAUUCACCAAGAGUAAUGGAGAGCAAUUUCAGUUCAUAUAAUCCUCAUGACUUAGCCUCUAGCUUGAAGAGAAAGCCCCAUGAUCAUGAUGUUAAAGAAGAAGAUUAUUAUACAUCAUCUUCAUCUUUCAAUCUAAGGAAUGUUUCAAAGCUCAUUCUUCCACCACUUGGUGUUUCAAAACAGAAUUCAGUUUCCUCAAAAGGCUGGAUCAUAUCCCCAAUGGAUUCUAGAUACAGGUGUUGGGAGAGUUUUAUGGUUAUUUUGGUAGCUUAUUCUGCAUGGGUUUAUCCCUUUGAAGUUGCUUUCAUGCACUCUUCUACAAAUAGGAAACUCUACAUUGUGGACAAUAUUGUUGAUCUUUUCUUCGCUGUUGAUAUUGUUUUGACAUUCUUCGUCGCAUACGUAGAUGGAACAACUCAUCUACUUGUCAGAGAUUCCAAAAAAAUUGUUGUCAGGUACUUGUCAACAUGGUUCAUAAUGGAUGUGGCAUCAACUAUACCAUAUGAAGCAAUAGGUUACUUUUUAACUGGCAAACACAAAUUGAGUCUGCCUUACUACCUCUUAGGAAUGCUCAGAUUUUGGAGAAUUAGACGUGUCAAGCAAUUCUUCACAAGGCUUGAGAAAGACAUCAGGUUCAACUAUUUCUGGGUCAGAUGUGCCAGGCUUCUUUCUGUAACACUUUUUUCAGUUCAUUGUGCUGGGUGCCUCUAUUACAUGCUAGCUGAUAUGUACCCUCAUGAAGGAAAGACAUGGAUUGGAGCUGUGAUUCCAAACUUCAGAGAGACAAGCCCUCGGAUUAGAUAUAUUUCAGCAAUUUAUUGGUCCAUCACUACCAUGACAACUGUUGGUUAUGGUGAUCUUCAUGCUGUCAACACCAUGGAAAUGAUUUUCAUUAUUUUCUACAUGCUCUUCAACCUUGGACUAACUGCUUACUUGAUUGGUAACAUGACGAAUCUUGUUGUUGAAGGAACUCGCCGCACCAUGGAAUUUAGAAACAGCAUCGAAGCAGCAUCAAACUUUGUGUGCCGAAAUCGAUUGCCUCCAAGGUUAAAAGAGCAGAUCCUGGCUUACAUGUGUUUGAGAUUUAAGGCAGAGAGCUUGAAUCAACAUCAACUAAUUGAACAGCUACCGAAGUCAAUAUGCAAAGGCAUUUGCCAGCAUUUGUUUUUUCCAACUGUUGAGAAAGUCUAUCUCUUCAAAGGCGUCUCAAAAGAAAUCCUUUUGUCCCUAGUUGCAAAAAUGAAGGCAGAGUACAUACCACCUAAAGAGGAUGUUAUCAUGCAAAAUGAAUCACCGGAUGAUGUUUACAUUAUAGUGUCGGGAGAAGUAGAGGUCAUUGAUAGUAUUAUAGAGAAAGAGAGAAUUUUAGGCACUCUAACAAUAGGAGACAUGUUUGGAGAAGUUGGUGCACUUUGUUGUAGGCCUCAAAAUUUUACAUACAGAACCAAGACUCUAACACAGCUUCUGAGGCUGAAAACCAAUAAUCUUAUAGAAGCAAUGCAGAUUAAAAAAGAAGACAAUAUACUAAUACUCAAAAAUUUCCUUCAGCAUUUCAAGCAGCUUAAGGAUUUGAGUAUCAAAGAUUUAAUGGUGGAAAAUGUGGAGGAAGACGAUCCUAACAUGGCUGUGAAUUUGUUAACUGUGGCCAGCACAGGCAAUGCUGCUUUUCUCGAGGAGCUUCUAAGAGCUGGUUUGGAUCCCGACAUAGGAGACUCAAAAGAAAAAACUCCAUUGCACAUAGCUGCAUCAAAUGGGCACGAAGAGUGUGUUAAAGUCUUGCUUAAGCAUACGUGCAACAUACAUAUAAAAGAUAUGAAUGGUGACACUGCACUAUGGUAUGCUAUAGCAUCAAAACAUCACUCAAUAUUCAGGAUCCUCUAUCAGCUAUCUGCUCUUUCUGAUCCAUACACGGCAGGAAAUCUCCUAUGUACAGCAGCAAAAAGAAAUGAUAUAACAGUAAUGAAUGAGCUUUUAAAGCAAGGAUUAAACAUUGACUCGAAAGAUCGACAUGGCAUGACAGCUAUCCAAAUUGCUAUGUCAGAAAAUCAUGUGGAGAUGGUUCAGUUGCUUGUAAUGAACGGCGCAGAUGUUACUGAUGUACAUGUUCAUGAAUUUUCUGCAUCCAUCUUAAAUGAAAUUAUGCAGAAACGUGAAAUCGGACAUCUAAUUAAUGUGAGUGAGGUCAUGCCUAGUGAGUUUGUAUUAAAGGUGCAAAAUCAAGAAGAACAUAAGCAGAUUUGGGGAAGAUAUAAUGGACUAGAGUGUCCAAGAGUAAGCAUAUAUAGAGGUCACCCUGUAGUGAGAAGAGAAAGAGGUUUCAUUGAAGCUGGAAAGUUAAUAAGGUUGCCUGAUUCAUUAGAGAAGCUCAAAACUAUUGCAGGUGAAAAAUUUGGGUUUGAUGCAAAAGAUACAAUGGUGACAAAUGAAGAAGGAGCAGAAAUAGAUUGUAUUGAUGUUAUCAGAGAUAAUGACAAACUGUUUUUUGUUGAAGAGGCUAUUGAUGCAUAAUGUCAAUUGUAAAUACAUAAUCUUGCACAAUAGAAUUAUGUGUCUUUUUUGUUUUUCAUUGUUGGUUAUUUAGUUAACUUCUUUCUUUUGUCACAAGGAAGUGGUAUAGUGAUAUGAUAGGUCAUACUUGUGUAACAUAUAGUUGAGAUGACAAACUAUUCAGGCUACCCUACAAACAUGCAUUUUCAUAACAGUUGAAAUGAUUUCGUCUUCACGAAUAACAACAUGAAUUGCC
Messenger RNA from Medicago truncatula (barrel medic), 2893 nucleotides. Its product is annotated as potassium channel AKT2/3. The transcript is spliced from 11 exons. Gene Ontology annotation, cellular component: membrane. The record is from RefSeq and is a predicted model, not a curated record. Gene Ontology annotation, biological process: potassium ion transport; transmembrane transport. The coding region runs from base 166 to 2658 and encodes 830 amino acids. Gene Ontology annotation, molecular function: voltage-gated potassium channel activity; protein binding. NCBI's taxonomy places the organism in Eukaryota, Viridiplantae, Streptophyta, Magnoliopsida, Fabales, Fabaceae.